This is a messenger RNA of Saccostrea cuccullata (small rock oyster), 15586 nucleotides long. RefSeq lists its product as uncharacterized. Gene Ontology annotation, biological process: lipid transport. Gene Ontology annotation, molecular function: lipid carrier activity; calcium ion binding. Bases 130 to 15285 code for a protein of 5051 amino acids. The transcript has 51 exons. The record is from RefSeq and is a predicted model, not a curated record. NCBI's taxonomy places the organism in Eukaryota, Metazoa, Mollusca, Bivalvia, Ostreida, Ostreidae.
AGGUACAACCAAUCGGGUUUGAAUAUCUAGAGUUGUUCCUGAGAACACAAUUUUCUCUAAUAGCUAUACACUUCCCGGUUCACCCGCAAUAAACUUUCCAACGAUUUAAAAUGUGGUGACCAUAAGGCUAUGAUGGGUGUCGAGAAUAACUUGAUAAUUUCAGGUGCCAUAUUGUUAGUUUUUCUGUUUGGACAAACUGACGGAUAUAAUUAUGACAUAGGAUUUGAAUAUCGGUAUCGGUACAAAGCAGAAUCACUGGUUCUCGGAGAUUUUAGAGUCGUUACCAUUGUAAAGUUCCACGUCAGACCGUUAGAGCGGAGGAAUGGAUCCCUCAUCUGUCACCUCCACGUGGACAGCUUCACCCAGUCUGCAGGAGGAAGAACACAGACCAAUCCUGUGGGCUGGACCUUUAAGAAUGGGUUCGAGAUUUCGAUAUCUGAAGAUGGUUUGAUUACUGAAAUAGCACAUCAUCAUAAAGAAACAGCUGACGUACUCAACUUAAAGAAGGCAUUAGCUAGUGUGCUGUCAGCAAAGGGGAAGUAUGACCAUAAUGGCAAACAGAAGUUUAAGAACUGGGAGCACGACCAUGCAGGUUAUCUGGAACAUCAGUAUACCGUUCACACAACUCCAUCAGGCUACAGAGUAAACAAGUUUCAUGAGAGCAAGGACCAUGUCUACAGAAAACACGCUAAGACAUUACAUUAUAGUCACGCUGGUCUUAUAGAGUACGUGAAAGCUGAUGAUAAAAUUAUUCUUCGAAGCAAAAAUAAGAAUAAACCCCCAGAAACAAGGUACUCUAUUCCAGUCAAAAAAGAAAUCGAAGAAGAAACAACUGGGGAAUUGAAAGAUAUUGAAUCAAGCACGUCCACGGAAGUGAAGCUCAUCAGCAGAGUAGACCUUAGCAAAGCGUCUGCAAUUCCGUCACUACACAAUCAUUUGAAAGUGAAAGACAGUAUAGUUGUUCAAAGGCAAAAACCAGAAAAGACCAGUUUAUCAAAAGUUGAAAAAUAUAUUGAAACGAAUGUGUCUUGUAUCUUGUCAUACAAUGAUGAAGUUCACAGAGAUAGAAUGGAUUGUUUUGCACACCUCUUACAGUUAACCCAGCGCCUCCAGAAAGACGGAUACGAGGAACUAGCCACGAGAGAGCUUUCUAGAAAAUGUCAAUCUAAUGACAAAUUGUGCAUUAACAGAAAAAAUAUAUUCAUCGAUCUUUUAUUGAAAGAGGGGCAGAAUAUUACACAGAAUUUAAUCAUUCAACAUUUCUUAAAAGACAAAAAUGUCAACGAAACAGUUAUUUUUCGGAUAUUUUUCCAUAUCUCGGACUUGAAACAUCCUUUAUUGGUAUUUUUAGAGGCUGUUGAAGAGCUAUGCCUGGGACAGAAUCAAACAAACAUAGGAACAAUCGCCAUGACGAAAAAGCAAAAGUAUGCUUGCUUGGCGCUAGGGACAUUGAUAAAAACUUAUAGAAACAAUAAGCAGCAUAGUGAAAAAAUAGAUCAUCUUCUGGAUUCACUGAAGAAGUGGCUGUCCCCACAUAACCAAACGAAUUACAAAGAAAUGUACAGAGAACGAAGACAACGUCGCUCAGUGGACAAAUUUGAUAGAAAACUCCAUAAUCAUACUUACUCAAAAAUGGUGUUGAUUCACACUCUGGGGAACUCGGGGAGUGCCAGAGACCACCUGUUAACAUACAUGAAGCCCGGAGAAGGAGACAACAGCUGGAGAAGGGCAGCUAUUUUAGGAAUGAGGCACUUUAAUUGUGUAGAGAGUUCUACUUCUUUACUUGAAUUGGCCGUUAACGAUGAACAUACCAUAGUCCGAAAGCAGGCAUUGGAACAUUUUGAAAAACAUCCUUUAUCAAAGAAAAGUGUUUCACAGCAUCGGGAUAUCAUAUUGAGACGGGACUAUAGAUAUCAAACAUUAAUGCGUAUUAAAAGAGGAAUUCUGAAGCUGCAAGCUGGAAUAGACGGUUUCCUAUUUUCUCUUAAAUUACCUGGUGUACAAUGGAGUAAGCAGCUCGGCAAAAGCUCACUUGGAGCCACAUUUGGACUUGAAUUGAGGAAUGAGUUACGACUAGAAAUAAAGCCCCUAAGUGCAUACGCCUUAUUGGAUAUUUAUGACGAUGCUUACGCAAAAGUCACGAUUGAUUGGCUGGAAAUUGACGAGUAUCUGUUUCGUGCUUUUGUGUGCUACAGAGGACAUGCCGGAUAUGACGUCAAUGUUCUAAAGGAUCUUGGAGUUGAUGGUAUCCAAGACUUGGUUUUGGUUUUCGACAAAAUAAUCAAAUCAGUUGUCGACCCAGUAAAAACUGUCAUUAAGAAUUUUGAAAGUAUUGUUAAUCGUAUGCAGGGCAAUGGUAUUCAAUACAUUGUCAAUAAAAUCAUAGAAUUAGUUAAGAAACUACCUAUCAUUUUAAAAACUAUCAUUAAAAAUGCCAUCAAAGCAAUCCUUAAAGUUAUUGAAUAUGGAGGAGUCCCUUGGAUUGAUCAAAUAAAGAAGAUAAUUACCAAGACAAGAUUAUUUAUAGAAGAAAUUAAAGAAGAUGUUACACAGUUUUACAAUACCAUUGCUGAUGCUAUCACAGUGACACUUCCUUACAUAGGGAAGAAACUGAUGGAUACUGUGGCAACAAUAUUUUGGGUGGUGAGGAAUUUCUUGUCAGAUCCGGUACAGUCCGUAACUAAGUUCGGAAAAUGUGUGUUAGAUAUAAAACUUGCGAUUGGAAUGUUUCUGGACGUGAAAAACAGAAUUGUAGAACAACUAUCCUUUCUGAAAGGUGGCACGCCAUUUUGGGUAGACUAUUGGGAGGAUUUUCAGGAGAUUUGGGGAGACAUCCAGGAUUUAUUUCGACUUCUAUUUGAUAAGAAAGAAAGUCAAACUACCUCCGAGUUUGACAAUGAAUUUUCUACAGCACUGACAGAUGGCAUUUCAACAACGAAAGAAAAAAGUAAUAUAUUCAUCGAGAUUAUUGAAAAGACGUUUGGAGAGGUUACAGCUCAAUUCAAAGAAACUUUGAUGGAAUUAGUAGAACCUUUUUUGAAAGCCUUCCAGUCUGUCUUAAAUGCAGUUAAAGCAAUCAAGGCAGCCUACACAGCUGUCAGAGACAUAUUUAUGAAAGUAAAGAACAUUGUUCAAAAGAUAUUCGGAUCCAAGUUUCAUAUUACAUUCCCCAAUCGACGGAGAAGUGAAGAUUCAACUUGUGGAGCUGGCGUUUUCCCAACGACGACCAACAACAGAUAUCAGACAAUAGGAGUUGAUGUGCAGGUGUCUUAUAAGACGAAGAUAUUAUGCCCACUAAAUGGCAAGGUUACCAGGGAAACGAAACGAGUAACGAUUUUGCCUACAGACGCUGAUUUCGUCGAAUAUGAGAUAGUUAUUGAAAAUAUUAUUCCAAACACCUCGAUCGCAGAUGGUGGUCAAUUUCUUUCAGCAGGUCAGGAUAUCAUUGGAGAAGCCGAUAGAUCACCCUGUGAUGACAACAGCAUCCAUGUUUCUGUUCGAAAAAGGUCUUCCGUUGAAACAAAGGAUUCUGACUUUGAAUAUAUAGACCCGUCUCCGUUCUUAGAUCACCUGGUCCCAACACCAGAGUGGAUCUGGGAUUGCAAAGAUUUCACCUACAUUAAUGCUAUCAGUGUCGUCGCAGCCGAUGCCGUUGAUAAGGCUGAGGAAGGAAUUGAAAAAGUAGAAGAGGAACUGUCUCGACUGCGCAUCGAAGGAAGUGAUGAUCUUGGCAAUCAGUUUCCCCCUGAACAACCAAAUUAUCGUCCUCCCGAGUUCCAAGUUGCAACUCCUGACGAUCCAGCCGCUGUUGCUCAAUGGGACAAAUUUAAAGAAGGGUUCAAAGGACUAGUUUCAGGCUUCAAAGACAUAGCCAAACAGCUUUUUGAUUUUUCAGGCAACAGAACUGGACCCAAUCUUCUUGACCUUGUGGAUGUUAAUUCUUACACACUCGGAAGAAUAAAAGAACUUCUCGGAAAGAAAGUUGGAGAGGAAAUGAAAGUUAUUUUUGAUAAACUGAUGGAGCUUCGUUCUUCAAUAACUGCUCAAAAUCUUGAUGGAUUAUCAAUAUCAGACCUCCGUUCUCUACUCUCCAUUUCAUUCAACACAGUGACUGGGUCAAAGUCAAACAUGAUAUCAAGAGUGCUUUCAAAAACGGAAAAUGAUUGCCCAAUGUUUCAAAACAGACUCUCCAAAGGCCCCGGAAAUGUUUGUUUUGUUCAUCGGAGUUGCAAUGAAAUUUCUUGUGCUGUAUUACUUUCUCAUGCAACUCACAAAUUUAUGGCCACCGUUGAUAUCAAGAUGGAUGGAUGUUUAAAACAAAUAACAUUGAAAUCUCGCUCCAAGACAGUUAUUAUAUCUUUUGAAGAUGGUGCGGACAUAGAACAGAGAGUCUCUCUAGUAGAUGUAUCUACAUUAAUGAGUGCCAACCUUGUUGUAUCGAUCUCAUUUGACUGGUCUACACCAAUCAUCUCCAUCUCUGCAGAACUUUGCGUGAACGAUUUUAUCUCAUGCCUUCAUAUUGUACCAGUGUUAUUGAAUUACGAACUCGACACUACCUGUUCUCAAGAGGACGGAAGUAACAGCAAGUUACCAUCUAUGGAUAGCAUAACAGUGCAGGAUUUCAUAGCAGAGCUCUCGGAGCAUCAUCUACUCGAUCAGGACAUUCUGCGAGUAAUUGACACGAUAAGAGAAGCUAUGAUGGAGCAGUUAAUCAACGAUCCUCGGACUAUUCUGAAAAUCUUGGGGAAGGAAUUCAAAAACAAGAUAGACUUUUGCGAAGAAGUAGAUGUGCCAUUUCCAACAGGCGAUUUUUUAAUUGCUAAUGCAACAUUUGGGCCUAUUAUGGCUGGCCCUAUUCCAAUAUACUUCGAGCUUGGAGCUGCCGCAUCCGUUGGGCUAAGAAUACACGUGGGUCUUUGCAUAAAGAAUUGUAAUGUAAAAGGAAUACUAACCCCCUGGUCCGGGGCUAAAGUGUGGGGCGGAGCAUAUGUAGGGUACUUCAUAUUUAAAGCGGGAAUAAGACUUACUGGACACCUUUUAGAAGCACGAUUUCCACUCACAGCAGAAAUAAUAUAUAAUAAGUUUCCUCUUGAUGUAAGAGGAAGCUUGGAUUUGACACUUGCACCAUUACGUCUUAAACUGGAUGCAUACUGCAUGCUAGAUUUUAAAGUCUGCAAUUUAGCAGGAAAAUGUUACAAUGUUACCCUAACAAUUUUUCGUGGAACAAUGUGGACAUUUGCCGUACAACCUAUAUCAGCCAAUAUUUUCACAAAUAUAAAGGACGAAAAAGACACAUCUCCGCCUGAGUUUGUAUCACCUGGUUUAACCAGUCGAAGAAAAAGAGAAACUACAGACAAAUGCAUCAUCAAGCAAAUUUCAGGGCGAAAUCAUAAUGACACUGCAUAUGAAUUACAAAUUGCUGCAGACGAUGACAAGAGCAAGUUGAAGAUAUUUUAUGCUAUUGGAUUACAACAAGGCGGAACCAAUGUUGUAGAUUUUACAGAAAUGGGAGGCUUUUCAGUGCUAGUUGCGACAAAUGACUUGCCUAAUGGAGUACCUUUAUACUGGACUGUAAAAGCUGUAAACACCCAAGGCACUGAUGCCAGAGUGUACUGCAUGCUCCACACAUACGACAACACCUUACCAGAUGGCCGUGUUGAUCCCUCGUAUCUCUUUAGCUCACAUCCAAAUGUUUUGACUGCUACAAUUUCUGUAUUUGAUGAUUCUGAUUUAAAGCAGAUUCAUAGCCAUGCAUUGGGUUAUAGCUCCGGUAAGUACGGAAGCGAGGUUGUGCCUUGGAAAGAUCUCACACUUGGAUCUACAACACUGCGAACAGGAAUUACAGGCAACUUGAAGCAUUUCAGUGUUCCCAAAAAUGGCAAACUAACAAGUAUACCAUUUUCUGUGAACAGUGCCCAUACUCCUGAAGACUGUGCGACUCAAUGUAUUAAAUCAGGACAGCAGUGCGUUUCAUUUGACUACAAUUUUGCCACAGAAUCCUGUGAGCUGCAAAAUGCUGUAGAGAGCCCAAAUGCAAUGUUAAGAAUGAGUGGUGCAUAUGCUAAUUAUGAAAGACUCGGUGUUGGGUACAAUUCUUAUGAGAGAUAUAAUAAUAUUUCUUUGGAACACGGCAUGAUGUAUUUUUUCAAUGCAAGGAUAACUAAUGUUCUUGGAUAUGUUGGAUUUCUCCAAUCAUACGGAACAAUGGUUGAUUUUUCUCCACCGAGCACUGGGUCCCUGGGAACGCAUUACCAAGAGACAUUUUCAGCAGAUGGCUGCAAUGCUUCGGUUGCGCAGCGUUGUGUUGAAGUAACGUGGAAGAAAAACCACCGACAUAUUAUUGACGGGAAAGGAGCCACGACAAUAUUUAAUGGGCACACACCUCUAAAGGAUAAAAUGUACACAAGAUCCAAUCACUAUAUAUCAGUCAAUUUCGAUGGCUUCCAUGAUGAUGAAAGUGGAAUUUACCAAUAUACUUGGGCGGCUGGGAGGGCAGUUUGUUAUGAAGACGUGGUCAAUUUUAGAGAUCCACACGGAUUUCUUCACAGUUCAAAGCACUGGACACACAGUGGAUACGAGAAAAACAUGUUUUUACAAGAUGGAAAAUACUUCAUGACGGUUCAAUGUCUCAAUAAUGUGGUAUUUGGUGGUUCUCUGGUGACAACAGUUUGUCACACUACCCCGUUAACAGUGGAUACAACGCCACCUUUCUUCAAUAGUGUUGGUGAAAUCUAUUUCGAUGAACACUUCGACUUACUUGGUAUAUACUAUAAGGCAGGCGACAACGAGUCAUUUUUGCGGAGUGUAGAUUUCGGACUUGGAAAAACAAAAUAUGACGUUCUUGUCAGAAAAUAUUCAUAUCACGAGCCAAUGAGCGGGGAAGAUGCUCCCUACAUCGUCAUAGAAGAACUUGACUUAGAAGAGGGUGUUCCAGCAUGGCCUAGAGUGCGAGUUGAUAACGGAGUUGGAUUAUUUAAAGCUGAGAGUGGUCCUGAGCCAAUUUUGAUCGACAGAUCGCCUCCUGUAGCUGGUCAAGUGCUUGAUGGUCAUGUUAUACAUUAUGACUUGACUUAUCAAUCCACUUACAAAGAGAUAUGUGCCCAGUGGAAAGGAUUUUUUGAUCCAGAAUCAGGCAUUGAUCAUUUUCGUUGGGGUGUUGGAACUUUCCCGGGGAAAGACAAUGUAGUGACUUUUCAUAAUAUAUCACAUAAUACAAGACAUUCUUGUUCUGAAGUAGUCCUUCAACAUAACACACGGUACUAUUCUACGGUCAUUGUCUUCAACGCAGCCUUGAAUUCUAAAGACUCGAAUAGCACUUCCGAUGGAGUGCUGGUAGACAAAACACCACCCCUCCCUGGAUUUGCAGUAGACGGCCCCAGUUUGUUGAAAGAUACGUCAUUUUCCUCAGAGACAGCCACUAAAAGUGUCACAUGGGAAAAUUUUACUGAUCCAGAGUCCGGAAUAGAAAAAUACUAUGUGUCGGUGUUCAUAAACGAUGCAAAAAUUAAGAAAUUUGAUUCUACAAUAGAAACAUCUUUUAUAGAUCACUCAGUCAGCAUGAAACAUAAUGAUAAAGUUUAUUUCAAAGUUGAAAGCAUUAAUAAAGCAGGUCUUUCCUCUGACGUUAGGACAAAUGGAUAUAUUGUUGAUCACACACCUCCCUAUCUUAUAUCUAUUCAAGACAACGAAAAUGGGGAAAGAUAUCAAGCUGACGAUAAUCUCCUGAAGUUAAGAUGGGAAUUUGAAGACACCGAGUCAGGAAUUAAAGAGUACCGUUAUGCCGUAUUUGAAUAUUUCCAUGGAACAAAAAGACGCUUUUGGCCAAAGAUGGGAAUGUUUCUAACUAUUUUCCCGAGUGCAAAUUCAGGACCUGUUGCUGUAGAUUUCGAUGAACAAAAUCUUGUCGCAGGUGCCAAAUACUCAGUUCAUGUGACAGCUGUUAAUAAAGCUGAACUCUCUACAUCUCACGAAUCAGAUGGAGUAAUUAUAGACCCAACGCCUCCUGUAAUAUCUAAGGUUCACAUAGGAUUACUGGAGGAGGAAGAAGUGAUCGAAAAUGGAUAUAUCCAGCAUCCAAAUUCACAAUCGAUUAGAGUGAGUUGGAUUGGUGAUGACCCAGAGAGUCAUAUCGAUAAAUUCUAUGUUGCGAUAGGAACAAGUCAAGAUGACACGAGUGUGACCCAUGGUUAUAUUGACAUGGCUAAAGAGGUGUCUGCAGAUAUCAAAGUAACUCUUUCAGCAUUUUCCGAAACUGGAGAGAUAUAUUACGUUGCUGCUAAGGCAGAAAAUGGCGCUGGUAUACUAUCCUCACCACAAUUUUCUAAACCAAUAAUGAUCUUAAGAGAAAAUGUACCGGGGAUUAUUUCUGAUGGUCGAAAGCCUUUCAUUGAUGACGAUUACACUAAUGACAGAUUUAGUAUUGCAAUGCAUUUCCAUGGGUUUGAAAGUGAAGCAUGUAAUAUUGUUAAAUAUGAAUGGGCAAUCGGAUCAAAACCGUUCUUUUCUGACAUAAAUGGAUUUACAGAAUACGGCAUCGUUCACAAUGACACCCAUGGAAAAGCACAGACACACGUGCGACUGCAAGAAAAUCAAGCAUAUUAUGCAACAGUUAAAGCAAAGACGGGGCAUAAUUGUCACGAAAUGUAUAUUGUUUCAACUUCCGAUGGAAUGACUGUCGAUCUAAGCCCUCCGAAGAUUUCAAACAUUGCACCAAAGAACGAUGAAGGUGUCAUUUACGACUCUGAUUCUCGGAACAUCUUUCAGUCUUAUAUUGAUUCUUUUGAAUACAAAUGGAAUGUUACUGAUCAGACAGAGUUAAAAUUUGAAAAUUACUCAAUCGGUUCGAUGCCAAUGAUGAAUGAUAUCCUUUUAUUAUCUGUUUCUUCAGAGUCGAAAAUUUCAAGCAAAUUUUCGCCAAAAGCUGGAAAGACCUAUUAUUUGAACGUAUAUACAGAAGAUUCUGUUGGCUUUAUAACGUCUUCAACUUCUGUGCCAAUCGUAGCAGAUAUUUCCCCACCAAUAAUUCAUAAUUUCAGUUGUACAACUAUAAUAUCCAUAAAACAGUCAGCUGUUAAAUGUUCAUGGGUUGUCAUAGAAAUGGAAAGUAAGAUGAAACAAAUUUCUAUCUGCGUUGGAUCUCAAGAAUUUAUGGAUGAUGUCGUUCAAAGUGCUACACUUCCAACUUAUCUAAAUUACUGGACAGCGGAUGUGAAGAAUCAUUCAAAACUAAGCAGCCUUAGUAAUAUUUACGUCAGCCUUACAGUCACCAACGUGAUUGAUCAUUCUACAACUAACAUUUUCAAAAUUGAAAUAGACUUAACACCACCGGUAAUUAAGCAUGUUGAAUUCGUCACUUGGACAAAUCCCGAUAGAAAUCUAACACGGCAGAUUUGUCAACUACCAUGGUCUUAUGUUGAUGUCAAUGUGUUGGAUCUGGAAGACGAAGAAUCUGGAAUAGAUAGAGCUGAAAUUUGUUUAGGAAGUGAACCGGCAACAGACAAUAUAGAAUCAUACCAGGAAAUGGAAGAUACGUAUAUGACAGUAGAUAAUAUCUUUGUCCCUUCCGGAACAAAGAUAUAUGCGACAGUAAGAGCGUACAACAAAGUAGGCCUUCACAGUAUCGUCACAUCAGAGCCUAUAGUUGUAAGUCCAGAUCCUACAAUUGAGGUUUUUGAUGGAAAAGGAGAAAAAGAUUGGGAUUUUCAGAUUGAUUUAAAUUUAAUUCAAGGGUCUUAUCGGUACUCUGAUAAUUGCCCAAUUAGAGAAGCUCGAUGGUCAGUAGAAGACUUAACAGGAACAAUCAUCCAAAAUUACACUGAUGUUCCUGGUAAUGGGUUUGUUUUCUACAAUGAUCACCUAAGUUUGAAGAAUAAUUACAUUUACUAUGUUAAGGUUAAAAUAACGGAUGCUCUUAAUCGCACGAAAGUUGGAAUUUCGGAUGGCAUUACAGUUAGAAUCCAGCCACCAGUUUCAGGAAUCGUAAGAGAUGGACUUGAUGUCGAGGAUAUCGAUUAUCAGGAAUCAAUUACAGAGCUUUCAGCAAACUGGAAUGAUUUCGGUGAUGAGGCUUCUGGGGACCCUACACAGAAAAUGGAUUAUUAUGAAGUAUCCAUUGGCGAUGACACACGAAAUCAUAUCACUCGAACUAAUAUUCAUUAUUAUAUCAAUGUUGGCCUUAAUAAAAGUUACACAUUUUCCGGUUUAGACCUGACGCCCAAAACAGUGCGGUAUUACAUAACUGUAAGGGGAUACAGUAUAACAGGAGCUUUUGCAGAAAGCUAUUCCAAUGGUGUUCGAGUUGGAUUCAACCCAGGAAUAUUACCAGGAGUGAUAGAAUCAGAAGACGUGCAAUCAAGUACCAGCGAAAUAUCCGUUUCAUGGAGUGAAUUUAGCUCAGACAUAGGAAUUAAAGAAUAUUACAUUGCUGCAUCUACAGAUUUAGUUGUCAAUAAUAACAUCACAUUCCCAUGUUCUGACUUGCAGAACUUUUCCUCUCAGUUUGACAUAGUCCCACCCAAGUUAAUUGGCCUUGACACUAUUCAAACUCUCAAAAAUCUCACGCUGAAUCAUGGGAAGUCUUAUUAUGUUACUGUCAUCGCUAGUGAUGAAGUAGGAAAGUGUUCUUCCACGAAAAGUAGGCCCAUUCUUGUUGAUACUACUCCACCAAAUCAAAGUAAUGUGACCAUCAUGGUGAAUAGAUGGAAUGUGACAGGACGAGAUAAGUUUUUUGUUACCGAUUCCAAUGAAAUAGACAUCAAACUACUCAAUUUGAUCGACCCAGAGAGUGGAAUUAAUGUUGUUACUUUCCGUUUAUAUGCAUAUUCGGAUUGCCCGGCUUCAAAGACCUCAUCCACUUAUAUUGUAGAAGAAAUACAGGCAAUAAAUGAUGCGAAAGUUACAAUGACACGUUUAGGGUUAGAAUCGAAGAGAUAUUAUUAUAUUACCAUAACAUCAAGUAACAAUGCUGGUCUUGAGUCCUAUUUGGAAACCCCAGUAAUGCUUUUAGAUACCGGUUCACCACUUGUGGGAUCAGCCAUUGUUGGAGAUGGCUGGGGACAAAAGGCAUUGUAUCAAUCUUCCACAUCAAAGAUUACGGCUUGGACAGCAAUUGCAAGAACAGAAGAUGCAUACGAAUGUGAUAAUACAAAGACCAUAUUCCCACCUGAUGAAAGCACUGUUUGGGACUCGCUCGCAGGAGAUUUUUCAACAGGAAAUGUAUUGAAAUAUAACGAUCGUUGGGUUUUAAAAAUAGGAUAUGAUAUUCCACUUACAACAGUAUUGAAAAGUGGAAUUUCAAGAGCAAUAGGACGAUUACAGAAUGGAGUUUACUCAACUUUCCUAUCGACAGCAAAAGGACGGAACAUUUCGACAUCUUUUAUCGUAUCAAUUUCAAGCAACAUUCCAUAUUUUCCUCUAGAAUUUACACGUCUGCUGCCAACUGACUUUAGCAAAGUUAAUUUCAAUACCUCAGGCAAAUCAAGCAGCAAGAAUAUUUCAUAUCCCACUAACAAAACAGAAAACUGGAUACCAGAAAUACAGAAUUCUUCUUCCUCUUACUUGGUCAAUAAAACUGGAUUGACAAACAAAAGCGAUAAAAAAUAUCUUCCCAGCGGAUUUGGAUUUGAAAUACUAGGAGAUCAGCAAGAAGAAAGCGAUGUUUGGGAUUGCUUGUUCUGGGCAAAAGAUGAUUAUGAGGAAUUUCAUAGGUGGGUUCAAAUACAGAAAGACCCAUUUGAAAAUCAGCAUGAAUAUAGCAUUCAAACUAAGCAGAGAAAUUCAGACGACAAAAGAGUAUGGGAUUUGGAAUUUGCAGUGGACGGAGAUCUAAAGGCCAAUAUUUAUGGAUUAUCAUUUGAUUCAACUGACCUUAACAUAUUCGUACACACCUGGAAUUUUGACAACUACGAAGAACCAAUAAUUGAUCCAAUACAUCCAUUUCGAUCCCAAGCUGUACUAACAAAAAUAAAAAUUCCUACCAAUGAAACUUUAGAUUGCAUAUAUGGAAAAGGUUUUUAUGAUGGUGAAAGUGGAAUCGCUGAAAUAUGGGUAGGAAUUUCGGACAAUGUAGAGAGACCAGGAAAUAUUAAAGAAUUGGAAUUGUUUAAAAGGUUGUGUACACCUUGCUUGUAUAGCUGCAAUUUUAGUUGUGAUGCAAAUUGUUCUUCCGAAGAUGGGAGUUUGCCAGAAUUCGAAAAAAUUCCUCUCACUUUAGUUGAUCUAGAUUUGAAGUUUACAGUAUUAUCUAAUGAUGGAUUAAAUACAAGUGUUGAAACAGAGAUUGUCAACAUGACUGAAUAUUACGUUAAUGUAAAAAUGGUUAAUUUUGCUGGACAACCAGUUUCAACCAUUACAAAUCCAGUUAUUAUUGACAUUACACCACCAGUUUGUGAAUAUAUACGAUGUUUAGAUCCUGUCGUUACUGGGAUGAAUACACCAACAGAUAAACUGGGUUCUAAUAAGAGCGUUGGUGCCUAUUGGUUAUGUGAAGAUAAUAUCAGUGGAAUUAAGAAAUAUUUUGUCAAAGUGGGAACAGAAACUUCUGACAAAGGCAACAAAGAAGACGAAAACAUGAUCCCACAAAAAGAUAUAGGAACUGUUUCUAAAAUACGAUUGGACUUGGAUGAUGACAUCUUUUUUGAAAACAAAAAGACUUACUUUGUUAAUCUAAUAGUCAUUAAUGGUGCUGGACUUGCAACGGUGUAUAGCUGCAGCAUAUCAACUAUGCUAACUCCUCCUGAUGUUUCCGAUGUAGAUUCAAAUAUGAUGAACUCGGCUAUGAUAGAUGAAGAAACGGGAACAGCUUUCAUGGACUCUCUAGACCGAUUUGGAGUUAAGUGGAAAAACAAGAAAAACGACACCAAGUAUUACAAAUGGAAAAUGGGGACAUCUAAAGAUGGAACGGAUAUAAUUCCCUCAUCUGUAAUAGGCGUCACAAAUGAAGGAACAGCGGAAAUAAUAGGUGGCGAACUGUGGUUAAACGGCGAAAAAACGGGAAAAUCUUUAGCCGCUUUUGCUCCGGAGACCUGGGGAAAUAUGACCGGAUCAGAGGUUGACAAUGUGGAAAAUAACUUCCGUUUCCAAAUGGAACCUGGACGAUGCGUAUUUCUUUCCCUGGUUGCUUUUGGAUAUUCUAACUUAGAGACGACAAUUUCAUCUCAAAAACUGUGCUUUGAACGAAAAGACAGAGACUUGAUUUUGAAUGGAGAAAGCGAGAACAAAACAACCAUUGCUUUGGUAUCCAGUUCUAAAUUCAAGGAAGUUUCAGAAGGUGACAGGAAUGAGCAAGUUGUAAUAGAUAUUAAAGGUAAAAUCAGCGGCCUUUCCAUCGGUUCUCUAGCUGAAUCUGAUUUAAUGGCAGACUAUGGGUCGGCAUCAGCCUCUGAUUUUCAUAGUUACUUGACAAAUCCGAGUACCACGAAUUGGGCAUCAACACGAGAUAUCCGUAAUAGAAUUGUGAAACCUCUUGGAGUCAAUUUUUUCAUAGCACCAACGCAGACAAUGGAAGUGGAAUUUAUUGAUGUUGAGUUUAAAAUUAACAUGACAGAUUUUGAUAAUUUAACAGUACCCGCACUUCUUCUUUGGGAUAGCUUCACAUUUAACUCUGAUACAAAAACGUAUGGUAUAUGGCGUCAUGUUGGGGGAAACUGUGGUGGAGACAUCAAAUCGCCUAUCAUUGGGGAAAAUGUUUAUAAAACAAAGAUCUGCCAAGAAACCUUCGAAACGUCAUCAAGAAAACGAAGAUCUACAAAAUUUCAAAUGUCGAAUCCGUACCAGUACACAUUAACUGUGAUGAACAAAUCUUUCUACAAUUCACCACCAGAGGUCGACAUAGAUGCUAUACAGAUUUUGGAGGACACACCACUCAUUGAUUUUCAGAUACCUUACUAUGAUAACGAAAUGGAUUCCGUACAAUUUUACCUUCGUGAAAUGUCAGAUUUUGGUUUUGUUAAUCUAACAUCUGAUGGUAAAUUGAGUUAUUACCCAAAAGAAGACUUUUUUGGAAACGACAGCGUUAAAAUAGCUUUGAAAGACGAUACUGAAAAUUCUACAAUUGUGAAUAAAACUAUUUUGAUUGAAGUAGAUGAAGUUAAUGAUAUGCCGAUGUUCGGAUAUCUGUAUAACGACUCUUCUUUUAAUGUUAUGAAUAAUAAAAGUUUGGCCAUCAUUCUGGAAGGGAACACAACAUCUCAUCAUCUGUUUAACUUUGUUUUUGCAGAUGUUGACAAAAAGGAAACUCUCUCUUUUAUUUCUAGCUUGAAUAAUACAGCGGACGUCCACAUAACCACUACGCGCAUUGAUGAUGAAUGGAUUUUAAAUGAAACUUUCAGAUUUGAAAAUAUAAGAACACAUAGUGAAUACUCGGCCGAUAUGGUUACCAAUAAAACAUUCCAUGGUGACUUAUUUUAUUACAUCUUAGGGUUUGAUAGUCACAACUUUUUCACCGAGCGAUUGGAGACUCAUAUUUUUAUUCUCUUGUCUCCUUGUGUCCAUGGUUUUUGUUCUCCCAAGUUUACAUUUUCUCCAUCUUGUCAGGAUACUUCAAGAGCUGCAUCAUUUGAUUCUUAUAAAUGCACGUGCUAUCCAGGAUACAUGGGUGUGUGGUGUGAAAAUGAAGUUGACGAAUGUCUGCAGCAACCUUGUGGUGUUUUCUUCAAUUGUGAAGAUAAGAUCAACAGUUACAGAUGUAGCUUCAAACAAGAGGCGAUAGCUGGUCUGAUAGUAGUGGGCUUAGUGAUUAUAACAUUAAUUGCCAUUUUGUAUCGAUUCUUCUUCUGCAAUGCAAAGACGUAUAGAAUCGUACACGACAGAGGCGAAACAUUUGAUGAAUCCAAUGACAAUCUUCUGAUUGGGUUUAGAAUUCUGCCUUCUAACGCCACUGAUUUACAACCUCACCAUGAAAAAAUUGAAUUACCACUACAUGAUGUAGUUGAGGCCCCGCGAGGAAUUUCAACAAGAUCGGAGGAUGUUACAGCAGUCACACAAUUGGUUGGUGGGAAUGACCAAGAUUACAUUAAACACAUCGAAACAGGUUUUUCUAGAAAAGACACUGUCAAUGAUUUAUCAAAGAAAACACAAAUGGAAAGUAAAGACAAAGGGAAACCAUUGUUUGCAACGAUAAAGCAAAAAUUCGAAAAGAAGUUAGUGCAUGGGAUUCCUUACUCAGAUCCAAUUGUUGUGCACAAAAAUCCUUCUCACUCAUUCGAAGUCCAUGGAAUCCAUCCUUCAGAUGAUGAAUCUAUUGAAUCCUAUGAAGCGUUAGAGGAUAAGAUGAAAGAGGUACAGUAAAACACGCUUAUAACUAAGUGCCAGGGACGUUUAAAGAGUAAUUUGUUAUAUCUUAUAAACAAUAUGUAUAAUAAUAACACAUGGAAUGAAGAUAUCUAUUUGCUGUUAAUAUCAAUUCAUUACAAGCGUGUUCGCUAUAACUGUGUUUUACUGUACAUGUAAAACCUUCAACAGAAACACAGCUGGUUUAUUGUCAUCUUUAGUUUUUAUGUACCAUAUAAUUUACCAUAUCUAUAAACAUAUUUUAUCUUUUCUCUGUUUGCUUUAAUAUUUAUCAUCUGCUUAUUUACACAUUAAACUU